Salvia splendens (bonfire salvia) is the source of this 2199-nucleotide messenger RNA. RefSeq names its product MDIS1-interacting receptor like kinase 2. Bases 19 to 2034 code for a protein of 671 amino acids. The transcript is spliced from 2 exons. Gene Ontology annotation, biological process: protein phosphorylation. NCBI's taxonomy places the organism in Eukaryota, Viridiplantae, Streptophyta, Magnoliopsida, Lamiales, Lamiaceae. Gene Ontology annotation, molecular function: protein kinase activity; ATP binding; protein binding. The record is from RefSeq and is a predicted model, not a curated record.
AAGAGAAUACUAUAAAAGAUGAAUGUCGUGUUUGUUGCUAAUGCUAUUAUCAUCACUGUGAGCAUCUGCUCAUUGCUGAUCAAUAACGUAGCUGCUUCAAACUCGAGCAGAGAAUUGAAGGCGUUGAUGGAUUUUGGAUGGCCUUAUAUCAACUCCACUGCUCAUCACUGCCACAUGGAAGGCAUUACCUGUGACGAUCAUGGCCGCGUUGCAGAGCUAAGCCUACAAACUGUUGUAGGAUGCGAUGAUGAAUUUCAGUGUCACGACGUUGGCUAUUUGGAUCCACUUGUUUUCACAUCACUCACUAGCAUUCAUCUCACCGAAUGUGGUCUCUAUGGAGCUAUCCCACCAAACAUAGGUUACCUCUCCAACCUAUCUUAUCUCAAUUUCUCGAAUAAUCUACUCAAUUCCCAACUGCCUCUUUCAUUGGCAAACCUCAGUGAGUUACUUGUGCUUGACAUUUCUUAUAACUAUGGCAUUUAUGGUCUGAUUCCACCUGAUAUAGGAAGCUUAUCCAAACUUACUCAUCUCUAUUUGAGCUUCAAUAACAUCAAUGGCUCUUUGCCCUCAACUAUGAGCCAAUUAACAAGAUUGGAAAUCUUGAAAUUGGAUGGCAAUAGGUUGGAAGGUGUUUUCGAAGCAGGAAUACACAUGCUUCCUUCUAUCAAAACCAUAGGCCUCAGAGAGUGUUCAAUAGGAGGAAGGAUACCUUCUCAACUGGGAAAUGUUGCUAAUGCAAAGUUUCUUAAUAUCAAUCUUUCUACAAACCAUCUUAUUGGUGAAGUCCCUAUAUCUAUUUCAAGUUUGGAGGGAAUCGAUUUGUCCUAUAAUAAUUUAGAAGGUGAGAUUCCAGCCAACGUAUGGCGUAAGUUUGGGAUCGAAUCGUUCCAAGGGAACACCAAUUUACAUCCUCCAAAGGAAUCCAGGAUUCAAGAAAAACGAGACAAUUCAAAAUUAAUUCUUGCUGUGGUGAUGGUAUUUGUCUGUGUGUUUCUGUUUACACUUUUCUUUGGAGUCUUUUUGUUGAGAAAGAAAGCAGUAGUUGCAGCCACACCUGAUUUGGGACAUGGAAACAUAUUCAAGAUAUGGAAUUUCGAUGGCAACAUGGCAUAUCAAGACAUCAUCGAAGCAACCCAAGACUUUGACUUGAGAUACUGCAUUGGAACUGGUGCCUACGGAAGCGUCUAUAGAGCAGUAUUGCCCACGAGAAAAGUUGUUGCAGUUAAAAAGCUUCACAGUUUUGAAGGAGAUAAUCCUACUUUUGACUCCUCUUUUAGGAAUGAAGCCAAGCUUCUCUCUCAGAUUCGCCACCGUAAUAUUGUGAAGCUUCUCGGCUUCUGUAUGCACCAACGGAGCAUGUUUCUCAUCUACGACUACAUGGAAAGAGGAAGCCUCUUUAGCGUGUUAAAGGAUGACGACGAAGCUGUGGAGCUGAACUGGAAGAAGAGGUUAAAUGUGGUGAAGGGCAUUGCAAAUGCCCUAUCUUACAUGCAUCAUGAUUGCAGCCCUCCUAUUUUACACAGAGACAUAUCGAGCAAAAACAUACUCUUGGAUUCAGAGUUCGAAGGCUGUUUAUCUGAUUUUGGGACAGCUAGAUUGUUGGAUCCAGAUUCAUCUAAUCAGACCCUACCUGUGGGAACUCGAGGAUAUAUUGCACCAGAGUUGGCCUUCACAAUGGUUGUUACAGAAAAAUGUGAUGUAUACAGCUUUGGAGUUUUGGCAUUGGAAGUCAUGUUUGGAGAUCAUCCAGGGGAUUUCAUUUCCUCCAUGACAAUGGUGAAGAGAUCCACGCAGUUUGUUCAAAACAUGAUGGUGCAACAACUCAUGGACAAGAGGAUACCAUCUCCAGACGAAGAUGUAAGAGUGUCGAGGGAAGUGGUUGGAGUGGUGAAAACAGCACUGAGAUGCAUAAGCUCUGAUCCAAACUCGCGGCCGUGUAUGAAGGAGGUGUCUCAGGAGCUCGCUAAACAUCCACCACGGUUGACAAUGCCAUUCCGCUCAAUAUCAGUGCUUCAUCUCAUGCACACAGACUGAGCUCCUAUGAAUAUUCCUUAUUUUCUUCUUCUUCUUUUUCUUCAAUUAUGUAGUGAAUAUUUGUAGAAUCAAGAUGUAAUGUAUCUUGGUAUAGGUCAUCCCUAGUUACUUUUGUUCUGUUUUUUACAAACUAGGUUAUUUUACUUAGCUUAGUCCUUAUGGAAA